Molecule: messenger RNA, 924 nt
Organism: Coffea eugenioides
Lineage: Eukaryota; Viridiplantae; Streptophyta; Magnoliopsida; Gentianales; Rubiaceae
Product: probable 2-oxoglutarate-dependent dioxygenase AOP1.2
Exons: 4
Coding region: 1-924 (307 amino acids)
Molecular function (GO): dioxygenase activity
Source: RefSeq, a predicted model, not a curated record
AUGGGUUCUUUAGCACAGCAUAAACUACCUGUUAUAGACUUCACUAAGAAAAACUUAGAUCCAGGUUCCAGUAGUUGGCUAUCAACAAGGCAAGCUGUAGUAGGCGCCCUGGAAGAAUAUGGUUGUUUCAUAGCCCUUUACGAUAAAGUCUCCUUGGAACUUCAUGAAGCCAUUUUUCGUGCAUCCGAGGACUUAUUUGAUCUCCCGACCGAAACCAAACUCCUAAACACUUGUCAAAAGCCUGCACCUGGCUAUGUUGGACAGAACCCUCGUUUUCCUCUUUAUGAAAGUUUAGGCAUUGAUGAUGCCACUACUAUUGAUGGAGUUCAAAAGUUCACAACCCUGAUGUGGCCCAACGGGAAUGAUAGUUUCUGUGAAAGUGCAUUCUCGUACUCAAAGCUUGUCGCUGAAUUAGAUCAAAUGGUAAUGAGAAUGGUGUCAGAGACCUAUGGUGUAGAGAAGAGUUAUGAAGCACUCCUUGGAUCGACAUCCUAUCUUCUCAGGCUAACCAAGUAUCGAGAACCUCAAAGAAACGAAACGAAUUUGGGACUUGUCCCCCACACAGACAAGAGCUUCAUGUCCAUUCUUCAUCAACAUCAAGUAAAAGGUCUAGAGAUCAAAACUAAGGACGGCCGGUGGAUGGAAAUUGAUCCGUUUCCUUCCUUUUUCAUCAUCAUGGCUGGCGAAGCAUUUAUGGCAUGGACUAAUGGCAGAAUUGAAGCUCCACAUCAUCGGGUUAUAAUGCCUGGAAAUGCAGAAAGAAAUGGAAUAAUGGGGAGGCUAGCAGGAGCGAAGCAAGGGCCAAAAUUCUUAGUCACGCUUUCAAAGGAAGAGAUGGAGAUAGAUUUCUUGCUCAUGACUGCGGCAAAGCCACCCCAAGGCCUAAGAAAAGGUGUAGGACCCUUCAGAAACAGUUUGAAGUAA